This is a messenger RNA of Calidris pugnax (ruff), 7200 nucleotides long. RefSeq names its product tweety family member 3 (gene TTYH3). Lineage: Eukaryota; Metazoa; Chordata; Aves; Charadriiformes; Scolopacidae. The transcript has 13 exons. Bases 1 to 1494 code for a protein of 497 amino acids. The record is from RefSeq and is a predicted model, not a curated record. Gene Ontology annotation, cellular component: plasma membrane. Gene Ontology annotation, molecular function: intracellularly calcium-gated chloride channel activity; volume-sensitive chloride channel activity.
AUGUCAGGGUCAGACGUGACGCCCGUCUCUCUCUGUCCGCAGGCCCUGUUGCUGUUGGGUGGCAUCGCUCUUUCCUGCCUCGCGCUGGACCUGCUCUUCCUCCUCUUCUACUCCUUUUGGCUGUGCUGCCGCCAUCGGAAGAGCGAAGAACAUCUGAAUGCUGACUGCUGCUGUACGGCAUGGUGUGUCAUCAUCGCAACCCUGGUGUGCAGUGCUGGAAUUGCCGUUGGCUUCUAUGGGAAUGGGGAGACCAGCGAUGGCAUCCACCGGCUGACGUACUCGCUCCGCCACGCCAACCGCACCGUGGCGGGGGUCCAGGACCGGGUCCUAGAUACCGCAGUGGCCCUGAAUCAAACAGUGGAACCAAACUUGCUCAUCCUGGAGGAGAUGUUCACAAAGCAGACAGACUACCUGCAUGUUAUCCAGAAACUGCAAGGUCUCUUGGAUGAUCUGGUCAGGCAAACAACUGAGAUCCCCUUUUGGAAGAAUGACGAGCUGUCUCUGGAGGAGCUGGCAAUUCAGAUUGACCUCUAUGACUGGUACAGGUGGCUGGGAUACCUGGGCCUGCUCUUGUUCCACGUCCUGAUAUGUUUGCUGGUGCUCUUUGGGCUCAUUAGAAACUCCAGGGCCAUUCUUAUGGGGGUGUGCUUGCUCGGGGUGUUUGCCCUGAUUGUCAGCUGGGGAUCCCUGGGUCUGGAGUUGGCUGUCGCGGUGGGCUCCAGUGACUUCUGUAUUAACCCUGAUGCUUAUGUCUCCAAAGUGGUUGAAGAAAAUGCGGUGCUUAGUGCUGACACUCUCCGCUAUUACAUGACCUGCAGUGCUGGGUAUCCCAACCCUUUCCAGCAGAAACUGUCAGGAAGUCACAAGGCUCUGGUGGAAAUGCAAGAUGAUGUUAUGGAACUCAUGAGGUCAGCAAGCAGAGAGCAUCCCACCUCCAAGGAGUAUCUUACUCGGAUUCAGGAGGUUUUAAAUUCAACAGAGAUCAACUUGCAGCAACUGACAGCUUUAGUCGACUGUCGGAGUCUGCAUUUGGACUACGUCCAGGCUCUGACAGGCUUUUGCUAUGAUGGAGUGGAAGGCCUCAUCUACUUGGUUCUCUUCUCCUUUGUCACAGCCCUCAUGUUCAGUUCCAUUGUGUGCAGCGUCCCACACACUUGGCAGCAAAAGAGAAGCUCAGAUGAUGAUGGGGAAGAAGAAUCAGCUGCUCAAGGGAGUAGACAAACACACGAUAAUCUUUACAGAGUGCACAUGCCCAGCCUCUAUAGCUGUGGGAGUAGUUAUGGGAGUGAGACCAGCAUCCCAGCAGCAGCACACACAGUCAGCAAUGCUCCCGUCACGGAGUACAUGAGCCAGAAUGCAAAUUUCCAGAACCCCCGUUGCGAGAAUACCCCGCUCAUUGGCCGGGAGUCCCCACCUCCCUCAUACACCUCCAGCAUGAGAGCCAAAUACCUCGCCACCAACCAACCUCGUCCAGAUGCUGGCAGUGUGCAUUAAAAUGAAAAAGCAAAAAAAAAAAACACAACAAACAAACAACAAAACCCACACGUGCAGUCAGACUAAACAAUGUGCCAACUGCUGUGCCCCUGUGCUGUCCUCGUAGAACAACCCUGCUGUUCUGCCCAAAAUCCAGUGCAGCUCCUUCUGUUUCUCCAGUCCAGACCACCCUCCAACCCAGUACCUGCCCAUUGGAGCAGAAGCCCCUUCUGAAUUUAAGCCUUCACCUUGUUGUACCUGAUGUGUGAGAGAGAGCAAGCACGAGCAGGCAAGAAACUGGGAGCCCCCAGGCAAGAAACUGGGUCCACCUUCCUCGGGUCAACUCGAUCAGAGUAGCUUAUCAGAAAAAGUUGGUGAAUACCUUCUGCCCCGUUUUUUCCCCCCCCUUCUGUUCCCCAGAGGGACUCGGUGAAAGAUGGUGGUAGCUCUUCAGUUCUGCAGUGGGAUCAGCAGUCUGUCAAACGCUGAAGAAGCAGAGGCUCGGUGCUGAUGACAGCCUGCAAUGAGGGAAUGCUGAGUCCAUGCAGCAUUUUGGGAGUCCUCUGGUCUGGUGCCCUGUGUGAGGAAGGAAACCCCUGCCUCACGGUGUCACUUAAUCCACUCUAGUUUGGGAGCCUGGAGCUCUUCUAGAGCAAGUAAUUCCACUGGUUAACUUUUUGUUUGUUUGUUUUUUAAAAUAGUCCAUUAAGAAAAUGCUUUUUUCUUUCCCAGUAUAUCUAGCAUCAUGUGAAUUCUCGAGGAGGAGCAGGGGGGACCCAACACCAGUCAAUUGCUCUGAACCUGCCCUCUCUGCCCCACCAGGGGAGCCCAGGUACUUGCAGAUGACAUUCUGGGUGCUGCCUUUAACGAGGCCAACACACAGAUCACACGGGAACCACCCACCCACUUGGUGCCAAAUUUUUCCAGGAAAAGACUUUAUGGGGGUAAUUUUGCACUAAAGAGUUUCAGCUCUCUGAUGCUAGAUCUUAUGGGACAGGCAGCUUGCAAAAGCAAGAGAGACUGGAAGCACCAAUGGAUUUAGAGCAAACACAAGCUCUCCCUGCAGGAGUGACCUGUGAACUCUGCUGGACUUUUUUCUUUUUUUUUUUUUUAAAUCAUGAUUUGCAGCACAGGGUUGCUGAGCGGGCAUUGAAGGAGGUUUUUGGAGCCUCUGUCCUAACAAACUCACAAGAUUGUCAGUGUAUCUUCUUCUGUGUUCCAGAAUCAGAAACCCAAAUGACAUCUGGAGAACAUUGCGACUGUCAGAACAGGCUUUUCUUUUAUUCCGUUUUAUUUCCUUUUGUUUUUCAAGGCAUGUUGCUAACCACUACCUGACCAUAUUGAGGCACAUGUAAGGCAUUUUUCUAGACAACGAGGCAGAACAAGGCUUGCAAAGGGGCAGCUGGGAGCCUGCAGAGGGCAACAUCCUCCACUGGUGCUGUACCUUCCACUGAAGAGCAGUGCUCCAAAGGGCACGGACAGCUUCCUACUGGAAGAGGAGCCUGCCUCUUGGGAGGUACUGUCGAGUACUGCCCUCUCACUAGGGUGGCUCUGAUGUUCCUUUUUUCUCUUUUUACCUCUGAGCAGGGGCAUCUCAGUGCAGCUGCUGAGCAUUAUAUUAAAGAACUGGCGGAGUAAAUGAAGUGGGGAAGCGUCUCUGGAGCUGGAGUUGAGCCAUUGGCAGAGGCAGUUAGUCUUCACCUCAGUGAUGUUCAGACUCGAUGUCUGUUUACCCCACGCUUGCUGAACGGGGCACAGAAUCUACCAAUCUGCCUUUACUCAAGUCAGUUGCCUUCUUGCAGUGAGGUAGGAACUGCUCCGAGCAGGUCGCUAGCUGGGCUGAUGAUAUCUGCUGUAAAAUGGUACCAGCUCUCCUCAAAGAGCAAGCUUUGAGACUCCUCUUAAGAUAGAAACCACUAAUUAGACUGGAAAAAAGCUGUAGGCCAGCUCUUACCAUUCAAAGGAGUGAGGGAGACAGGGAGGAGGCACCACCACGCAGACAGGACGGAAAGGUUUUGGAGAAAACUUCACACUUCACCAUAAAUCUCUGGAAGCAGGGUUUUCUUGCUCAGGACUGAGUAUGCCCUUUCAGACACGUUUGAAGGGCUUCACACUGAAACAUACCUCUGUUAACAAAAAAAAAAAACAACAAACCAACAACAAAAGAAGGGCAGGGAGACGUAGUCACAGGUGAUACGGAGGGACGCUGUGGUUCAUGAGCACCAGGUUCUCCACCCUGUCUCAGAGCCUACCAGGAGACCCAGCUGUGUGAGCACGUGGCAUGGUUAGCUUGCAGGACCCAAAGCACACUGCUCUCUGGGGGGAACUGGACCUUCCCCUGGCUUUGAAGAAAGAAGCAAGAGCCAUAUAAUCCUUAUUAAGACUGAGUUGUUCUGCCAUCAUCUCCCCUUGCGAGGAUGUGCUCGGAUUGCUACUUAUGGUAUGAAUUUUAGGGGAGCUGCCCUAAAAUCUCUGGUCCUACUCAUUGAAGGCAAGUGUUUUGGAGGCUGGAGGGUGUGGGGAACCCUGUGAAGACAAGUGCUUCUGUAUAUUGACUUUUCUGAUAUACAGAAUGCAUCCUGAGCACGCGUGUGGCUGCACUUUGGGUUGGAUCUGAAUUGGCACAGUGAUAUUGUCUGCACCAGCGGGGCUAACGAGGGGGGGAGCGAGCCUAUGCCUUUUUGUUUGCAGCAUCUGAUGGAGCAGCCACCUUGACCUGCUUCCUUCCAAGGUUUGGCACAGCCACUUGUAACACCCAGAACAACUCCUGACAACGCUUGGGGCUUGCAGCAGGGCACAGAUGCGGGAGACACGUGCUCUGUGACUUCAAAACAUAACUGGAAAGACUGUUACGAAGACGACGUUUUGCUCUCUGGGGCCAGCGUGACGUGACUGCAGUGUGAGCUGUGUACCUUUGUCCAGCCAGCACUUCCUUUACUUGACAUGGAUAUUGCACUUUUGUAAAGCAUCCUGGAACUCUGCUGCCCCGCUGCAUGCUGUGCAGAGCGCUGGAUAGGAAACACAGACAAAUGGGUUUCUUUUGGUUUAUUAUUAUUACUACUUUUUUUUUUCUUUUUUUUUUUUACUUUUUUUUUUUUUUUUUUUUUUUUCCCUUUUUUUUUUUUUUUUUUCCACUGGAACCUUGAGCGACAGCGUGGCAUUUCUGCAGGCUGGUCUGAACGGAUCUGCUGAAGAACAGAUGGCCUUUGCCUACUCUUACGGCUGCGACGUAAUCAGCCUCAUCCAUAUGGUCACAUUUUGUCUGAGGAGUGGACUUUGGAAAGCCAAGAUCUCCCAGACUCUGUGCCUCCCUCUCGGGUGAACAGCAGGUGCUAUCUGGCGAAGACUCAUCUGUUCUAGAUGGCAUUCAUGGUUGAGGGAGUCCAAACUCUUCAAGCUGUAGGAGGUAAAGCUGUAGAGACUUCUCUCUCUUCCAUUGUGUCUCUCUGUUUUUUAAUGUGACGAAAUGCCAAGGCCAUAUCACUUGGUGUGUCCCAGCUGACCUUACGGGAACAACCUUACUGGUGUUACUGGUUGCUAGCAAAAGGGUCCAGAAUUCAAGGGAGAUGAGGUUGGCCUCUGGACACCUUGCUGACUGCGAAACAGAAGGCAGCUUGUCCAGCUGAAGGCGACUGCAUUGGUGAAGACACUUCAUGUUACCUUUUCAGAAGCACAAAUGUGGUCAUUGGCUUGUCUGGUUGGCUUGGUUUUAUUUCCACUGCAUCAUCAUGUGUGAAUGACACUUUCUUUUGGAACUGAGAACUCUUCCAAGCACACAAACAUCUCCACAAUGUGAAAUGUAAAUAGCAUGUUGGACUCUCGUGUCCAGUGUUCAAGACUGCAUUGUAAUUGUAAAGGAAACCGAAUCAAGACUUGGCUGUGAAUUUCUUGUGCUGUCUUGGGAAUAUAACUGUAGUGUUUGUAUCCUGUGUGUAUUAUUAAACUGAGUUCAUUUUAUGUGCUGAUAAAAGGGUUCAAGCUAAGAUUUUUAGCGUGCAUCCAUGUAUCCAAAUGUGAAGGAUGGAGUGCUCCCUCCCCCUCCUGUCCUUUUUUAAGUUUUCUCCAUUUGAUGAUAGGUGUUAAUUUUCCGUGUACAGUCAUCUCAGCCAAGAUGCAAGGAUUUGAGUGCUUUGAGGGGGACACAGUGCGUGGGGUUUUACGUGAUCCUGAGUCAGGAUUUUCCAUAGCAUCCCUGAACAUACGUGCAAAGUUUGGCCUUUCUGAGAGUAACCCAUGUCUCGGGGGGGCUGCUUGGCCAUCGCUCCUGAGAGCUGUGGGUGCUGCAGGGUGACAGCAGGCAGGAGCAGGUGGACACCCCUCAGAGCGGGGUACUGGCAGCGGUGUGGAUAAACCCAUGCUUCAUUUCUGGUCCCACCUUCUCUUCCUUCUGGCAGCAACUGAAAUAACCACGCCGAGCCCUUUGAAGAAGAGAAAAGUGUCUUGGCUUGUUGAUCCUGGCCACCCCACCUGAUGCGGGGGGUGGAUGAGGUGGGUGGGUUUUCCUUCAUCUAGGGAGGGGAGGUGUCUUUGAAGUACCUUCUACCUAGGGACCAAGGAGAAGCCAGGGUCUUCCCCAGCUCUCCAAGGCUGCUGGUGUAAGUGAGUGAAGAUCUCUGCGUGGGAGGGGAAGAGCCCUCCGGGCAGAUACCAAGGGGUAGAUCUGAUGCCUUGAGAGAAGAGACCCAACGAGACUUAAUCCGUACCUGUAACCAGGUGGCUUCUUUCAUCACAGCCUACUCCCCUUUUCCAGAAGUUCUCUGUGUGCAUGCUAUGGACGGUUUCCCUAGGAGGCCCAGCAGAAGCGUGGAUGUUUUUGGUAGCGAGUGAUCUGUGCUUUUUUUUGGGGGGAGGAGAGCAGUAUCUCCUGCUGAGCCGUGAUGGUGAGCGUGUUGCCCAGCUGGGAGAGAGAAGGGAUGGGGUGACUGGUGGCCUGGAGCUCCCGGGUGCUCGCCCAGCCCCUGUGGCUGCAUGCGUGAACAAAGUGGAACAUAAAUUGAUGUACAACCAGAAAGUUCAAAAUACUCCUUUCCUAAAGAGGAUAACUGUAGCAUGAAGCUCUUAGGUGCUCUGCAUAUUUAAUACCACAUUGCUCCUCACUAUGCAAUUCCCAACUCCUUCCUUCCUCUUCCUCCUCUAAUCUCACCCCAAGACUUCUCCAGAGGCCUCCCACCCAGGGAGGCCGCUGAAGUCCCAGAAAAGCUUCAUUCCUUUCAUUGUCCUCUGCAUUGGGUCCAGGUGCCCAGCCCUCACGUCGCGUGCCUCAGGUCCCUUGGUAAUGGGAGGCCCCAUGAGUUUUAUUCACAUCAUUCAGAGGGAAGUUUAUUUUCUUGGACACUGUGCACAGAAACCUAAUGGUGAUCAUGUACCUGGCCUUUUUGUAACUUUUUUCUGUUUUUUCUUCUUAACCAUAAUGGUUGUAUAUCAUACCACUUUAUAUACAUAUAUAAUAUAUAAAUAUAUAUAAUUUUUUUUAAAACUUUGGACCUGCUAGUUUCUUUCAAGUGUUCCUGCACUUACCCAAAAUGUUUUUAAAUUGUGAGGGUUAAAGAGGAUUGAGCCCAUUUUUGUAUCUUUACUUUUAAUUCUGUAGUUCUAUUGAUUGUAAUGUAGCUAUUUUUUACUGUAACUUUUUGGUUUGCAAAUACUAAACAAAAAACCUAAAUGUAAUUUCUGUGGUUUCUAUUCAGCUUGGGUUUCAUGUUUUAAAAAUAAACGAUUUAAAACCAC